Lodderomyces margitis is the source of this 516-nucleotide messenger RNA. It is a transcript of the gene NCE102, whose product is annotated as Nce102p. The transcript has a single exon. The record is from RefSeq and is a predicted model, not a curated record. NCBI's taxonomy places the organism in Eukaryota, Fungi, Ascomycota, Pichiomycetes, Serinales, Debaryomycetaceae. Gene Ontology annotation, biological process: eisosome assembly; protein localization to plasma membrane. Gene Ontology annotation, cellular component: plasma membrane; eisosome. The coding region runs from base 1 to 516 and encodes 171 amino acids.
AUGUUGGCUAUCGGAGACGUUAUUUUAAGAGCUUUUAACUUUGUAUUUUUAGCUAUUACCCUUGGUUUGACUGGUUCAUUAGCCGCCACCACUGUAUCCCAACACAAUCCUCAAAUCAACUUUGCUGUUUUUGCAGCAGCUUUUGGUCUUUUGACUUCAUCAAUUUACGGUGUAUUUGCCUUUUUCAUUGAAGCAUUGGCCUGGCCAUUGAUUUUGUUUACUUUUGACUUUUUGAACUUUGUCUUCACUUUUGCUGCUGCUUGUGCUAUUGCUGCUGGUAUUAGAGUACAUUCAUGCAGUAAUCAAGACUACCUUGACGACAACAAGAUUAACCAAGGUUCAAGUGGUAGAUGUAGAAAGGCUCAAGCCUCAACUGCAUUUUUGUAUUUCAGUGCUUUUAUCUUCAUUGCUUCUGGUAUUUUCAGUGCUAUUGGUUUGUUCAAGGGUGGAUUAUUUGGUUCUAAAUACUCGAGAUCUGCUCCAAGAACCGGUGUUCCAACCAUGUCCCAAGUUUAA